AUGAACGAUAUCGUAACGAUUCAAGAAGCAACUGACGCGACUGCGAAGCAAUUUAAAUGUGAUAACUCACGUUUGGCGUCGCCGGAUGGAUAUCCAGAAGAUAAAUGGAGGAGGAUAGAGAAAUCCGAUCGUACUCCUGAGGAGAUCCUGCGGCAGGUGCAACGCGAAUUGUGUCUAAUCAAGUUAUGCUUGCCAACUGUAUCGAUAAUCACGGAGGAUCUCUAUGUGCAAUCACUUCCGGACAGUUAUCGUUGCGUCAAUGACAAAGAGCGACUGCUGUUGUGGUAUGCAGAAAAUUUUCGUCGGCAGUUCCACGCUAAGUACACAAAUCGCCGACCGUUACUUUUGGCCUGUGAGAACGAAUGCCGGGUACAAAAAUAUAUUUCAAGCAGUAUCAAUGAAAGUACGUUGCCGUUUCGGGAACUAGACUCGUGGCGUGGAUGCGUCAGAUUCAUUAGUGAUUGUAUCGCGUAUCAACCACUAGACAAUGCCUUUAUUCCGGUAAGUCAACAAACCUUUUAAGAUUUAA
This is a messenger RNA of Vollenhovia emeryi, 529 nucleotides long. RefSeq names its product coiled-coil domain-containing protein lobo homolog. NCBI's taxonomy places the organism in Eukaryota, Metazoa, Arthropoda, Insecta, Hymenoptera, Formicidae. The transcript has 2 exons. The record is from RefSeq and is a predicted model, not a curated record. Gene Ontology annotation, cellular component: motile cilium. Bases 1 to 522 code for a protein of 173 amino acids. Gene Ontology annotation, biological process: flagellated sperm motility.